Molecule: messenger RNA, 2738 nt
Organism: Myiozetetes cayanensis
Lineage: Eukaryota; Metazoa; Chordata; Aves; Passeriformes; Tyrannidae
Gene: WDR26
Product: WD repeat domain 26
Exons: 15
Coding region: 111-2039 (642 amino acids)
Biological process (GO): proteasome-mediated ubiquitin-dependent protein catabolic process
Cellular component (GO): GID complex
Molecular function (GO): protein binding
Source: RefSeq, a predicted model, not a curated record
GAGCAGGCCUCACCUCGUCCCAGUCCCCCUCGCUGCCCGCCGGGCUCGCCCCCGCCGCCGCCCCGCUCAGAGGCAGUAGCAGCAGCAGCGGCGGCAUCGCCAGCAGCGCCAUGCAGGCCAACGGGGCGGGAGGGGGCCAGCAGCAGCCGCCGCCGCAGGGCCCGGAGCUGGGCUGCCUGGGCGCCCAGAACGGCGAGGCCUCGGCGGGCACGGCCGCCGGCGACCAGCUGGCCCACGCCAACGGGCUGCUGCCCUCGGCCAACAGCGGCGGCCCCGGCGGCGGCAGCCCCGGCGGGCUCGGCGUUAACAACGGGGUGCCCGCCGCCGGGGGGCCCGGCCCCGCCGCCGCCGAGCUGGGGGGGAGCGGCGGCGGCGGCAGCGCCCUGAAGAAGAAGAAGCGGCUCUCGCAGUCCGACGAGGACGUGAUCCGGCUGAUCGGGCAGCACCUGCACGGGCUGGGGCUCAACCAGACUGUUGAUCUCCUCAUGCAAGAGUCAGGAUGUCGUUUAGAACAUCCUUCUGCUACCAAAUUCCGCAAUCAUGUCAUGGAAGGAGAAUGGGAUAAGGCUGAGAACGACCUGAAUGAACUUAAGGCCUUAGUGCAUUCUCCGCAUGCAAUUGUGAGGAUGAAGUUUUUGCUGCUGCAGCAGAAGUACCUGGAAUACCUGGAGGAUGGCAAGGUCCUGGAGGCACUUCAGGUUCUACGCUGUGAACUGACGCCUCUGAAAUAUAAUACAGAACGCAUUCAUGUCCUCAGUGGGUACCUGAUGUGUAGCCAUGCAGAUGACUUGCGUGCAAAAGCAGAGUGGGAAGGGAAAGGAACAGCUUCCAGAUCUAAACUUUUGGACAAACUCCAGACCUACCUACCCCCGUCAGUGAUGCUUCCUCCAAGGCGUUUACAGAACCUGCUCCGUCAGGCUGUGGAACUACAACGGGACCGGUGCCUAUAUCAUAAUACGAAACUAGAUAGUAAUCUAGAUUCUGUCUCGCUGCUAAUAGAUCACGUUUGUAGUAGGGGUCUGAGUUCAGUGUGUGGUGUGCUGUACGUGCUGCCAUGCUUGGGCAUAUUGAGGAAACAGUUCCCGUGCUAUACACAGCAGAUACUAACGGAGCACUGUAAUGAAGUGUGGUUCUGCAAGUUCUCCAACGACGGCACUAAACUAGCAACAGGAUCUAAGGACACAACUGUUAUUAUUUGGCAGGUUGAUCCAGAUACUCACCAGCUAAAACUACUUAAGACAUUAGAAGGUCAUGCAUAUGGGGUCUCUUACAUUGCUUGGAGUCCAGAUGACAACUACCUUGUUGCCUGUGGCCCAGAUGAUUGUUCUGAGCUUUGGCUCUGGAAUGUACAAACUGGGGAGCUGAGGACAAAGAUGAGCCAGUCUCAUGAAGACAGUUUAACAAGCGUGGCCUGGAAUCCCGAUGGGAAGCGUUUUGUAACGGGAGGUCAGCGUGGACAGUUCUACCAGUGUGAUUUAGAUGGUAAUCUCCUUGACUCCUGGGAAGGGGUGAGAGUACAAUGCCUUUGGUGCUUGAGUGAUGGGAAAACUGUUCUAGCGUCGGACACACACCAGCGAAUUCGGGGUUAUAAUUUUGAGGAUCUCACAGACAGGAACAUAGUACAAGAAGAUCACCCUAUUAUGUCGUUUACUAUUUCAAAAAAUGGCCGUUUAGCUUUGUUAAAUGUAGCAACUCAGGGAGUUCACUUGUGGGACUUACAAGACAGAGUUUUAGUGAGAAAGUAUCAAGGUGUUACACAAGGAUUUUACACAAUUCACUCAUGUUUUGGAGGUCAUAAUGAAGAUUUCAUCGCGAGUGGUAGUGAAGAUCACAAAGUAUACAUCUGGCACAAGCGCAGUGAGCUGCCGAUUGCGGAGCUGACAGGGCACACGCGUACAGUCAACUGUGUGAGCUGGAACCCGCAGAUUCCAUCCAUGAUGGCCAGCGCCUCCGACGAUGGCACUGUUAGGAUAUGGGGACCAGCGCCUUUCGUAGACAACCAGGAUAUUGAAGAGGAAUGCAGUAGCAUGGAUAGUUGAUGGCGAAUUUGGAGCAGACGACUUCAGUUUAACUUAAUUAGUCGUAUUUUAAAUGGCUUGGGAUUUGGUGCAAACAAACAUGAUUGAUAGCUGGACAGACAUGCUCGUCAUGAAAAAGAACCAUUUCUGAAGCCCGGUUGGGGCCAAACAUUUACCACCUUGCUUCAUAGUAACCAGUCGAGAUGAAGCACGUCCUUAGAACUUUGUUGGACACCGUGUUGAAAUUACCCCCCCAUCGGUUGUGAAGAACUGUGCUACAUUCAGGCUAACCAUUGAACUCAGUAUAUAUAUUUUUCCCUCCUGCCUUUUUGUCUGGCAGGCUACUGUUCUUGUUGCUCUUCUGUGUAAUGAAGUUUAAAUGCUUGUUUGGAACACUUUAUUUAACAGUUUAGAAGGCUUGAUAGAAAGAGUGCUUUAGUCUGAAGAGUAUACAUUGGAUAGGAAAGUAUUUCCUUCUCUUGUUUCUCAAGUCUCUCUCCGCCUUACUUAGCUUGAGAUCUUUGCAGCUUGGUUCAUGGAUUCUAGCCUUGCCCGUUGCGCAGUAUAUAUAUAAAUUGAGAUGAUAAACCAAUGAACUAUGUCAAAAGCACUCUCAGUAUCACAUUUGACAAAAAGUUUUGUACUUUUCACAUAGCUCGUUGCCCUGCAAAGGGGUUAACAGCACAAUUUUUUAAAAAUAAAUUAUUUAUAGGAUUAAAA